Molecule: messenger RNA, 872 nt
Organism: Cantharellus anzutake
Lineage: Eukaryota; Fungi; Basidiomycota; Agaricomycetes; Cantharellales; Hydnaceae
Exons: 4
Coding region: 1-465 (154 amino acids)
Biological process (GO): translational initiation
Cellular component (GO): cytoplasm
Molecular function (GO): RNA binding; translation initiation factor activity
Source: RefSeq, a predicted model, not a curated record
AUGUGCCUUUCCUCUGUGCCGAUCGGUUUCAAAACUUUGCACGAUUACUCUAUAGGGAAAAAUCGCAGACGAGGAAAGAACGAGAACGAUGAUGACAAACGCGAGCUUGUUUUUAAAGAGGAUGGACAAGAAUAUGCCCAAGUGAUAAAGAUGCUUGGCAAUGGACGUCUCGAAGCGCAGUGCUUUGAUGGCGAGAAACGAUUAGCUCACAUCCGAGGGAAGAUGCGCAAGAAGGUGUGGAUCAAUCAAGGGGAUAUCAUAUUACUGUCGCUGCGUGAUUUUCAGGACGACAAGGCAGAUGUGAUCGUCAAAUACACCGCUGAUGAAGCUCGUAAUCUCAAAGCCUACGGCGAACUGCCAGAAAAUGCCAAGAUCAAUGAAACUGAUCAGUUUGGUGAGGAAGACGGAGAAUGCACCUUUGAUUUCGGUGAAGAUGGUGGAGACGUCGAUAUUGACGACCUCUAGUUUCCCUUCUCGCGUCUCUACGAUGUUAACGCCUCUCCACGUGCACUAAUCAGAAUUUCUAACAUUGCACAACGCCAGGGCAUUUCUCGUUACGCUGCAGAAUCGGGCUAUGGAUCUUCCGGUUUAACUCUUUGUGAGUCUCAACAGUGGAUGUGAUUGGCUUCGAUCUUGGCAUGUUUGGGGUGUUCAUCUAGUGGAGUCUUCACGGUCUCACUGGCUAUCCAAAUUCUUUUAUUUGUUGUGGGUCAAACGAUGAAGGAGAGGUGGAAAUCAAACGAAGAUUCGAAUUUUGAGCCAUGAGGGAGGAUGGUGUUGCGUUCAGCGGUAUCAUUUUGCUUGUACAACAAGGAAACAUCCAUUGUAACUGAGGUUUGUAGCUCUCGACUCUCCGUGAAUGAGUAAAUGAC